Theileria orientalis strain Shintoku is the source of this 741-nucleotide messenger RNA. RefSeq names its product 50S ribosomal protein L9. Gene Ontology annotation, biological process: translation. Gene Ontology annotation, molecular function: structural constituent of ribosome. The record is from RefSeq and is a predicted model, not a curated record. Lineage: Eukaryota; Apicomplexa; Aconoidasida; Piroplasmida; Theileriidae. Bases 1 to 741 code for a protein of 246 amino acids. Gene Ontology annotation, cellular component: ribosome; mitochondrion. The transcript has 2 exons.
AUGAUAAAAAACUACAAUCACAUCUACAUUUUCAAAAGAUUUAAGAUCCUCCCAACCAGGGGUACCAUUUCCAGGAGGACUUGGUACCCUAGGGUCGACACGAAGAAGAUCAGCGUAAUACUGCUAAGGGACUCUGAAAGGCUCGGCAAAACCGGGGAUAUAGUCGAGACCUCGAGGGGCUAUGCAAACUACCACCUAAUUCCAAAGGGCGUGGCCUGCUACGCCAACUGGUACAACAUAGAUCAAUACUGCAAGGAAUCGAGCGAGUUCGUUCAAUCGAGAAAAGCCUACAUCGACUCACAAUUCCCAGAUCUCAAGCUCAAACCGGACGAAAGUCAGUCCAUACUGGACUCGAGACCAGAGAACAUUCUCUUCAGCGGCCAGCUGGCGGGCUACGCACUGACCCUAAACGUGAAUACUUUCUCGAGCGAUCGCAACCGACUCACUUCUCCCGUAUCGCUGUACAACGUCUUGGACGAGUUUUCGAAAAAGCACAACAUCGACAUCCUUCCGUACCAAAUCGUUGAAGUACGGAAACGGGGUUCCGACUCACCUCUCUGCCCCUUCGGGGACUACGAGUACGUCAAAUUCACUGAAGCCGGCGAAUAUGUCUUCCUGGUCAAGUUUCCACUGGUUGAGGACCCGGAAAACGAAUUUAAAUUCACACUGGAACUAGUGCCCCUCCAGCUAAAGUACCUCUUACUCUUCCCAGUUAUUACAGCUACCCUGGCAAUCACCUAG